This is a messenger RNA of Xyrauchen texanus (razorback sucker), 1408 nucleotides long. Its product is annotated as D-beta-hydroxybutyrate dehydrogenase, mitochondrial-like. The coding region runs from base 29 to 1108 and encodes 359 amino acids. Gene Ontology annotation, molecular function: oxidoreductase activity. Lineage: Eukaryota; Metazoa; Chordata; Actinopteri; Cypriniformes; Catostomidae. The record is from RefSeq and is a predicted model, not a curated record. The transcript has 5 exons.
CCGCCUCCAAUGUCAACAGUUGUUCAAGAUGGCUACGCUGAUUCUGGUGAGAGUUGCGCUGCUCAUCGCGUUCUCCGUGUUUCUCACGCUCAUCCUGGGCUUUGGCCUGCCGUCCGCGCUCAACCUCAUCGCGCGCAGCUGCGGCUUCCCGGAGGCGAGCGUAACGGAAUGCAUCGUGCUCAUGUACGCGCUGUUCGUGAUCUACGUGGCCAUGCCUCGACUGCCCCGCGGGACUGUAAAGGUGGAUGGAAAGUCUGUGUUCAUUACUGGCUGUGACAGUGGAUUUGGACAUGCAUUGGCCAAGCACUUGCACAAACUUGGUUUCACUGUGUUUGCAGCUUGUCUUUUUAAGGAUGGAGAAGGUGCAAAAGAUCUGGAGAAUCUUCAUUCUGAAAAGCUGAAGGUUGUACAGAUGGAUGUCUGCAGUGAGGAGCAGGUCGCUCAGGCCCUUCAGUUUGUGAUCGCCAACCUAGAAAACCCAGAGAAAGGUCUGUGGGCUGUGGUGAACAAUGCUGGUAUCUCGACAUUUGGUGAGGUAGAGUUCACAACCAUGGACACGUACAAGCAGGUUUCAGAGGUCAACUUGUGGGGCACCAUCAGAGUGACCAAAGCCUUUCUGCCUCUUAUCCGCAGAGCUAGAGGACGCGUUGUUAACGUCGCAAGCAUGUAUGGCAGAAUGGGAAAUUCUCUCCGAUCUCCAUACUGUGUCUCCAAAUAUGGCGUGGAGGCGUUUUCUGACUGUCUCAGGCAUGAAAUGAAGGCCUGGGGUGUCAAAGUUUCAGUCAUUGAGCCAGGAAACUUUAUUGUGGCCACGGGCAUCCUCACUCGUAAUAUAGUAACAUCAACAGCAGAGAAGCUCUGGAAGGAGGCCCCUCCUGGUGUUCAGGAAGACUAUGGAAAAGCUCACUUUGAACAGUACAUGGCUCUUAUGCGCUCCUACUGCAACAGCGGCCAACGGGAAACAGAGCCCGUUUUAGAUGACAUCACAGACGCCAUCACGUCCAAAUGGCCCUACACACGGUACAACCCUAUGGAACCACACUGGUGGAUGCGCAUGCAAGUCAUGACCCAUCUUCCGGGAGCUAUCUCUGACAGACUGUACUUCUAAUCUAAUAAUGUACUUCUUAUUCCCUGCCGUCCAUUAUAUUGUUACAGGGUUAAUCAAUGUAAUGUUACAUGCCUUGCACUGAACUUUACUGAAUCAGUAUAUUGCUUUAAUUUAGCUGUGCUCAGUUUUAAGAAGAAUCACAUAGAUUUUAAAUAUGUAAAUAUGAUGUUCAAAGGCAAGUAAUGUUAAUUCCCAAGUUGAAGUACCUCAGUAGAUGGGUGCAGAGUAUAUAAUCUGUAUACUUGUAUUAAUAUAUAAUUAAAAUCAAUUAUUAGACUGAAAGAACACCUGUAAAAUCUA